Acanthosepion pharaonis is the source of this 1128-nucleotide messenger RNA. The record is from the annotation of a GenBank genome assembly. NCBI's taxonomy places the organism in Eukaryota, Metazoa, Mollusca, Cephalopoda, Sepiida, Sepiidae.
AUGGCUAAACUGAUUGCAUUGUUUGGAGGCAGGAAAUUUCGCUUUUGGUAUCAGACAUUACCAUUAAAACAGAAGAAAAUGAUGUUGAGCUGGCAAAAUAUUUUGAUGAUGCUGACAAUUCUUGCGGGUCUGGGAAUGUUCUAUUACAUUUCUCAUCUUCAAGAGACACCAAUUACAAAGCGAAUACGUUUUAUUGCUUUUACAGAUGAGCAGUUCAUGAAAAUUGCUAACUUUGAAGCAAAAUUGCAAGAGAACAUGAAAGAAAAUUUGUUUCUGCCUGCCACUCAUCCGUCAUAUAUCAGAGUUAUCCAAAUAAUGGAAUGUUUAGUCCAUAAGAAUUGGGCCUUAUCCAACAUGAAAACUCAAAAGUGGAAAGUAGCUAUUCUGGAUUCUUUUGACAUCAAUGCUUAUGUUUUGGCUAGUGGACAUGUCUUUGUGAAUGUUGGCCUCCUAAAUUUUGUCCAAAAUGAUGAUCAACUUGCUUUUGUGCUAGCCCAUGAAAUAGCCCAUAGUUUAUUAGGACAUGCUGCAGAGAAAGUGAGUUUUGCCCAAAUGAUUGAUUACUUUGUAAUCAUUGUGAUGGCUGCAAUUUGGGCUUUUAUGCCUUUUGAUGGAAUUGCACUUGUUACACAGGUAUUUUAUGAAAAGGUGGUUCAGAUCUUGUUGGAUAGUCCAUACAGUCGUAAGCUUGAAAGGGAAGCUGACAUUGUUGGACUGGAACUGGCAGCAAAGGCAUGUUUUGAUGUUCGUGAAGGCAGCAACUUUUGGAAAUUGAUGCAGUUCCAUGAAAAACUGAAGGGAACUGAAACUCCAGAAUGGCUAUCCACACAUCCAUCCAAUGUUAAAAGGCAGGAACUCAUUGAGCAUUUCAUUCCAAAGGCAAUCAGCAUCCGAGAGCAAUACCAUUGCAACCCGUUGUCUGAAAAUGACCCAAGAGAUUUUUGUCUUUUCUCCUUUUUGCACAUUUUGCCUUUUCACCUUUUUUUCUUCACUUUGCCUUUUCUCAUUUUUGCCCCUUUUGCUGUUUCUCCUUUUCCAUCCAUUUUGUAUUUCUCCCUUUCAUUUUUUGCUUUAUUAAUUUUUUCUUCUUUGAUUAUUUGGUAUAUUCUCUUUAUCUUUCCUUUUUAG